AUGAAGGUCUCUGCCCUAGCCGCUGUUGCUGCCUUUGCAGCCGCCACUGUUGCUGGCCCCGUCCGUCCAUCUGGUGAUAAGUACUUGAUCGAGCUCGGUCCAGGAAAGACCCAAUGGGUUACCAAGGACCAGAAGCAUCAUAUGAGGGCUGCUGGACAAACCUUCAUUGAUAUCACCGAUGAAUUCGGCACCGGCUUCGUCGCUACCAAGCCUAUUGCCGCCAACUACCCCAAGAAGGCUGCCCACUCUUCCAUGGUAUCCGCUAUGAUCGCCAACCUCUCCAAGGAGAACCUCAUGCGUGACCUACAGGCCAUGACUGAGUUCAACAACCGAUACUAUGAGUCUCAGACUGGUGUUGAGUCUGCCAACUGGCUGAUGGAGCAAGUCAAGAAGGCCAUCGAUGAGUCUGGUGCCCAGGGUGCUAAGGUAGAAAAGAUUGAGAACCAAUUCAACCAAUUCAACAUCAUUGCUACCAUUCCCGGGUCAUCUGAGUCAACCGUUGUUGUUGGAGCUCACCAGGACAGUAUCAACCAGGAGGAUCCCCAGGGCGGCCGUGCCCCAGGUGCCGACGAUAAUGGAAGCGGAUCUGUUGUUGUUCUUGAGGCUCUCCGAGGUCUUUUGGGCUCCAAGGCCUUCCAGGCUGCUAACAACACCAACACUCUCGAGUUCCACUGGUAUGCUGGUGAAGAAGGUGGCCUCUUGGGCUCUAACACCGUCUUCCGCAAGUACAAAAGUGAUGGCCGUCAGGUCAAGGCUAUGCUUAACCAGGACCUUGCUGGUUUCGCUGGUCAGGGCAAGGAGCAGUUUGGCCUCAUUACCGAUAACACCAACCAGGAGCUGAACCAAUUCUGCAAGAUGAUUGUUGAGAAAUACGCCUCUAUCCCAAUCGUCGACACCGAAUGCGGAUACGCCUGUUCUGACCACGCCUCUGCCGACCGCAACGGUUUCCCAGCGUCCAUGGUUGCGGAGACUACUUUUGAGGGCUCCAACCCACACAUUCACUCCGCUGACGACACCAUUGAAUACCUUAGCUUCGACCACAUGCUCGAGCAUGCUAAGGUUGCUGUUGGCUUCAUGACCGAGCUCGGCAUGGCUUCCAACUUGUAA
Messenger RNA from Nannizzia gypsea CBS 118893, 1107 nucleotides. Its product is annotated as leucyl aminopeptidase. Gene Ontology annotation, biological process: proteolysis. Gene Ontology annotation, molecular function: metalloexopeptidase activity. The record is from RefSeq and is a predicted model, not a curated record. The transcript is spliced from 3 exons. Bases 1 to 1107 code for a protein of 368 amino acids. NCBI's taxonomy places the organism in Eukaryota, Fungi, Ascomycota, Eurotiomycetes, Onygenales, Arthrodermataceae.